UGGCGAAUCAGCAGCCGGUGGUCCGCGUCCUGGUGGAAUAUUUGAUGUGCGGUGUUAGCAAUCAUUCGGGGGUCCUCAUGUCGUACGGGAGCAUUGCGUCCAACCAAGCCGAAGAUAGGUACUGUGUACAUAUCUACAUCCCGAGAGGCUUCUAAAAAGGACUUGACAAUCGAGGACAUAAUUAUGGUAGAAACCUGAGCGACUGGCCGACAGAUCAACAAAGCGACAGAAUGGAUAUCCUCGCCUUCACUAUGACGUGCUUUGAACUCGGCGACAAGGUGCUUGAGAUAUGCGAAACGUGGAAGAACACCGACGGCGAGGUGGAGCAGCGCGUUGUCAUCGUCAACAGCACCUGGGAUCGCACCAAGCGACAAGCCGAGUUCAUGUCGCGCAUCGCGCCCAUCAUAGACGAUGGAAUGCGUCGCAUCAUGGAUGACCUCCUGCGCCAGCUCUCGCUCUGCCUGACGCUGGCGAUGAACACGCUCGAGACCGUUAAUAGGAGGGCCUCACUGGCACGGCCGAGCUUGUGGGGCUUUGGUUCGAGAGCUGCGAAGAAGGCGUCCUGGGUAUGGAAAAAGGAGACCCUGGACAGCGUCAUCAUCGACCUUGAGGCGUGGAAGGCCCGCUUUGAUCCCUCUUGGUUCCUGCUAAUGAAGAUCGCAAAUCCCAUCAUUGACAGCGAACUCGCCAAGGCACGGGUUGCCGAGGCCGAGGCCCGCGGGCGUCCCACCGCGGCCAGGCACCCGUUCGCUGUGGCCGCGGGCUUGCGAACAGUGGUCGCGACCGAGCCCUCCAAGAUCAAAUUCGACUUCCACAAGGAGUCACAGAUGGAGCGGCAUGACAUCCAGUUUUCAACCGUGAAGGUCGGGCGGCUGGCGCGAGAUGACCCCAGAUGGUACAUCCUGGACACGGUCGAAGUUGGGCCGGCCGCCCGAGUGCGCGAUAUCGGGCGAGAUGUGCGCGUGCUGGCAACUAAGCUCGCCCAGACCGACGCCUUUGCCUUUGGGUUGCUCAACUGCAAGGGAGUGAUAGCAGUGCCGCGGCACAAACCCGUAUCGUCUAGCGCGGCACCCGGUCACCGACAGCCUCCGUACCUGAGUCCCCCAGCUCCGAGCAGGAGGUCCCGCAGCCCUUCUCCAAACCAGCAUGACUACACAUGCUUCAGGUUCGUCUUUCGAAUCCCGGACGGCGUCGAGGUGGAGAUGCUGCGGUCGCUCCGGCAGCUCUUGCUCAACUCGGACGCGCACAUCUCGCUGACGCGCAAGCUGGGCAUGGCGCGCGAGCUCGCCAAGGCAGUCAGCUACGUGCACACGUUCGCCUUCGUGCACAAGAACGUGCGACCCGAGUCGGUGCUGUGGGUCGAGGGCAUGCGGGCCUCCAAAAGCCCCGUGUUCCUGGUCGGCUUCGACGCCUUCCGCGGCGGCGCCGCCGACACCAUCAUGGCCGGCGAUAUGCGCUGGGACCGCAAUGUCUACCGCCAUCCGCUGCGCCAGGGCAACGACCCAGCCGAGAAGUACCGUAUGCACCACGAUAUCUACAGCCUUGGGGUGUGCCUGCUCGAGAUUGGGCUGUGGGAGUCCUUUGUCGAGUACACCACCGAGGCUGAGGUGGCCGGCCCGCCGCAGGCCAAGCUGGGAAGAACAUACCACCACUUCCAGGAAUGGCUCCGUGCGACCGAGGCUCGCACAGGACAGGAUGGCAGUGCCGGCUUCCUUGAUGCUGUCGCCUUCCGGCUGAAGGAUUACCUCGUCGAGCGGACCAAGGCAAGGCUGGCACCGCGCAUGGGCGAAAAGUAUGCUCGCGUCGUGCUGUCGUGCCUGACAUGUUUGGAUGACAACAAUGAGGAUUUUGACGGCGCCGAGGCGGCCGAUGCAAGCGACGACGCUACAGCCUUGUGCUUCAUUGAGGGAAUUAUGAAGGCCUUGGAUGAGAUCUCGGUAUAAUACUGGACGUUAGUGGUCAGUGGCCGACUGGAACGAGUGCUCCAUGGUUCCGCUAUGAGUGAAACUGGUCGGCUAGGUAGGUAGUUGAGCGCAGCAUAGCCGGCCAAGGAAUACCCGUGACUAUAGGAACCGGUAUGAGUGAUGGAACGAGCAGUGGCGGAUCACGUCGUUGAGGUACGCAGUUGGAGGAUGCAAAGGGUGCCAGGCCUUCUAUUAUAUAGCUGCUGGCCUGGAUAUAGAAGAGCAACUAUGGCAACAAUCCUCCG
Messenger RNA from Chaetomium fimeti, 2209 nucleotides. RefSeq lists its product as uncharacterized. NCBI's taxonomy places the organism in Eukaryota, Fungi, Ascomycota, Sordariomycetes, Sordariales, Chaetomiaceae. The transcript has 2 exons. The record is from RefSeq and is a predicted model, not a curated record. The coding region runs from base 231 to 1943 and encodes 570 amino acids.